Molecule: messenger RNA, 846 nt
Organism: Phytophthora sojae
Lineage: Eukaryota; Oomycota; Peronosporomycetes; Peronosporales; Peronosporaceae
Exons: 2
Coding region: 86-436 (116 amino acids)
Source: RefSeq, a predicted model, not a curated record
GCCGCCCAGUCCGCACUCGAGUCCUGCCGUCGACGCCUCACUGCCAACGUCGCCCUACCUUCUACUACCAGCUCCCACACCAGCCAUGCAGAUCGCUGUCGCCCUCGUUGCCAAGCAGACCGCGCUCGCGCUCAUCCCGCGCGUUGUGGUCAUGGCUCCGGCCCUCCAGGUCGCUGUCAUGAGCACGCAGCGCACUUUGACCACGCAGGCGCAGGAGAACCGCCGCCCCGUGCUCUUCCGUAAGGACGACGAGAAGGAAAUGCGCAAGCUGCUGCGGAAGCUGCACCUUCAGGCGUGCUACAGCGACAAGGCCGGCUUCCGCGCCCAGGUCGAGCACGACAAGCAGACGCUGGGUGAGAUCCCCGGCCUCGUGCCCGGCGUGGACCUGACCCAGGAGCAGGUGGACGCGCUUCUCAACUGGAAGCACCUGUACUAAAGCGACGAGGAGUCACCAACGGUCUUCACACGGGCGAGAAGCGGAGACCUGGCUGGAUUCCGUUGAUACGGGACCGCAGCCAGCCACCCCCGCUCCCAGCCCCACAUCCGUCUGGGUUCAUCUCCGACGAGGCAGCCUAGCAGCUCCAACCGUGGGGUUGCUACUGCUGUCGCCCGCCGCCCUGGCCCCGGCCCACGUAGACCUCCUCGCUGCACGUACAUGUCCCUACACCCCCGCUCCGCUCGCGACGCGGCCCGCAACGACGAUGCUUUACGUUUGGUAGCAGCAUCCUACAACCGAUUUUGGCAGUGAUCCAUCAUCUUGUAGCUCUCCAUGUUUUUAGUUUUUUCACGCGCUGAUCUAGCGAUGGCCGACUCGGAAAUCAAUAGAUUUUCAACAUGCGGACUAAA